Eurytemora carolleeae is the source of this 666-nucleotide messenger RNA. RefSeq names its product serine/arginine-rich splicing factor 6. The record is from RefSeq and is a predicted model, not a curated record. Gene Ontology annotation, cellular component: cytoplasm; nucleus; ribonucleoprotein complex. Gene Ontology annotation, molecular function: mRNA binding. NCBI's taxonomy places the organism in Eukaryota, Metazoa, Arthropoda, Copepoda, Calanoida, Temoridae. The coding region runs from base 51 to 587 and encodes 178 amino acids. The transcript has 8 exons.
UGUGUAUGCCAUACUACAUCGAUAAAACUCAAUUUUAAAAGGAUUUGAAAAUGUUCUAUUUUCUCCAUAGUAUGCGCGGUGGUAAUGGCCAAUCCGAGGCGGCCAGACGGUUCUCUGAUGGCAGGUUCCGUAAGAGCAAUUACAGGAUUCUUGUCGAGGGUCUUAGUUCUAAAACUUCGUGGCAGGAUCUCAAGGAUUUCAUGAGUAAGGCCGGAGACGUGGUCUACACCAGUGUCAAGAGGCCCAAGGCCGGCGAAGGACUUGUUGAGUUUCGUGACAGAGAAUCUAUGGAAUACGCACUCAAAGAGCUUGAUGAUAAGAAGUUGGAUGGAAACUAUAUCCGGGUGAUGGAGGAGCGUAGGAGUUCCUCAAGGAGCAGGAGCAGGUCUAGAAGCAGGAGCCGUAGGAGGAAGAGCCGAAGCAGGAGCAGGGGAUCCAGGAGCAGGAGCCGAAGCAGGAGAAGUAGGAGUAACAGCAGGAGGAGCAGGAGUAAAUCCUCAUCCAGGAAAUCAAGGCCGGAAAAGAAGGCCGAAUCUAAACCUGAAAAGGCCUCUUCAAAGGCUGACAGCAGGUCUCGUUCCCGAUAGGUGUACAACACUGUACAGCACACAGUACUGAUACAUGGUGCACUGUACACUGUACAGCACAGUACAGAUACAUGGUGCA